UCGUAAUCGAAAGCAUAAAAUAAAUCAUAUUUUAUAAAACGUUUUCAAGUCCGACGGCGAGUCGGUGGAGAGAGAGAGAGAGAGAUACAACUUAUACCCUCCCGCACGAGUACGCAAUUUGCUUCUUCUUCGUCUUUCUCACUUGCUCAUAGAUCCCGGCCGAAUCUCCGGCCAACUUUCCGACGAGAUUUUCUGUCGCUCCUUCGGCUCCGACCUCACUCCUUUUCAGCUUCUCAAUCACACUCUGUGGAAUGCUUCUCUCUGUGUUAGAAUGUUGGGAGAAUUCUCGAUCCCGGUGCUUCUUGGACUCUGAUUCUAAACGUCGAGUUGAAUUUUGAGUUCUAUGAAACCUCGAUCAGUGAGCUCCUUCCCCCAGAGAACUCAACAGCGUUAAAUUAAGUGUGUAAUUUGAAAGUUUCUUGGGUUAUCGAGCUGUGACAUAAGAAUUUAUGUGAUGCUUCGUGUAAACAUGCAGAAUUUUCCGUCUGCAUUGCUCAGUUCUUUGCUCUGUGUCGAUUGAAGGAAUGGUUUCUUCCCCUCUUUGAAUACUCUUUCGACUCUCUCUCUCUCUCGUCUUCUCUCUUUGUGUUCAUAUGGUCGUUGGCUUCUUCCUUCUUGAAACUUGGGAUCUUACCUUCCAAAUUGUCGCUCUCUCUCUCUUGGGGCUGAAGCUUGAAGCCAGAAACUUUAAGUGUUCAAAUGAAGGAGGUUCAAAGAAGAAAAGUCCAUAAUAAUAUGGAAAAACCUUUCCCUGGAUGUGCGGGAAGAAUGGUAAACCUGUUUAACUCGAGUGCAGGCGUUCGUAGGAACAAGCUCCUGACGGAUAAACCGCAUCGUGAUGGUUCUGUACUCACAAGAAGCCACUCAGAUGCAGCAAUUAUGUCGAGUCCAUCCCGAGAUAGUCAGAUAGAGGAUGGACUGGGACAUUCAAUUGGGAAGGCAAACCGAACGCCUAUGAAGAUGCUCAUAGACCAGGAAAUGUCCAAAGAUGCUGAGUCUAAGAUUGCUCCCCCAAAUGUUGUUGCGAAGUUGAUGGGUCUAGAUACUCUGCCCGAGCAGCUUGGUUCAGCUCCUAAUAAAACACCUUCAAGAGGUCCCUGGUGUACAGUUAAAGAAUCUAGGUUGCCACUGGAAUGUACGGAACAAGUUGAUGACCAUUCAGAGAAGGGAGCUCUGUGUCAAAUUCAUCAAAGUUCUGUAGACGUUCAUGGAAUAUGGCAGCAAUGUUUAAAAACAAAUUACGAUAGAGAAAAAUUGCACUAUGGAAGUUUUGACAAAAAUAUUGAUGAAAAAAAGAUGGCUCUUGUUCGUCAGAAAUUCACUGAAGCAAAACGUCUAGCUACGGAUGAGAAACUUAGGCAGUCUAAAGAAUUCCAAGAUGCCUUAGAAGUUCUCAGCUCUAACAAAGAAUUGUUCGUCAAAUUUUUGCAAGAACCCAAUUCCUUAUUUUCUCAGCAUAGUUUUCAACUUUGUUCACUCCCUACAUCUCCUGAGAAGAAGUGUAUCACAAUCCUUAGGCCCUCAAAGUUGGUUGGCACUGAAAACAUUUCUGAGACAGGGAAGAGAUGUGAGAAUCAGAUGAAAAAACCAGCUCAGGUAUGCCAAUCGACUGCUUCUGAAAAGUCCAGUAAUCUGCCUACUUUGUCAAACCAGAGAUUUGAUGAAUAUGUUCAACCCACCCGAAUAGUGGUAUUGAAGCCCAACAUUGGUAAGAAUCAUGCUGUUAGAACUGUAAUAACUCAACAACCUUUCUCCUCACCUAAUAAAACAUCCGGAAAUUUUGAUGAGGAAGUUGAGGAUGUUGAGGUGCCAGAAUCUAGGGAAGUAGCAACUGAGAUUUCUGAAAAGCUGAGUGAAGAUCAAUUGGGGCAACGAAGGGAUGAAACUUUGAUCUCUUCUCUCUUUUCCAAUGGUUAUACUGGUGAUGAGAGUUCAUUUUACAAGUCGGAGAAUGGGUAUGCAGGGGGGGAUCUCAGUGAUUUAGAAUUAAUGUCACCGUCUUCCAGGCAUUCUUGGGACUAUGUUAACAAAUUUGAUAGCCCUUAUUCUAUUUCUUCCAUUAGCCGUAUUUCAUGUUCUCCAGAGUCAUCAGUUUGCCGAGAAGCCAAGAAGCGCCUCUCAGAAAGAUGGUCAAUGAUGGCAUCAAACGCCAAUUCUCAUGAACCAAGGCAUGUAAGGAGAAGCUCUAGUACCUUGGGUGAGAUGCUCUCUUUGUCAGAUCCAAAAAAGUCUGUUGAAUCUGUUGAUCGGAUAGCCAAUGAGGAAGAAGAACGGAGGGAGUUUGCAUCCUGCUUAAGUACUGAUUUCAGUAAGGAAGACAUUGGAAGCUCUCCUAGAAGUCUCCAGAGGUCAAAGUCUGCCCCUGUGUCUCCUCUGAUGUCAAGUACCAGACUAGGUUUUGAAGCUCCAAAUUCUACUAUGGCAGAUGUCACCACGGAGAAAGCUAGUCCGACGAAAGUUAAAUCAUCAUUUAAAGGAAAAAUUUCUAGCUUUUUUUUCUCUAGGAAUAAGAAACUCAGCAAAGAAAAACGUAAUGCAUCUCAGUGUAAGGAGGAAUUGGAUACUUCUGUUGCGGAAACACUUGGGCCUUCUCUACCUCCCGGCAGGGUUGGUGCUGAUGCACCUUGUGUCAACAAUAGUCGUCUUGAAGAAUGCUCAUCUUCUGCUCUGUGUGGAUCAUCAGAGACAUCUCCGGGUUUAACCAACAAAUUGGGUGUGGUCUCUCUUGAGGCAGGGUUGCCUUUCUCAAGACACUUGAUGCCUGGAAAUGCCAAUGAGAUCCCAGACCAUCCAAGUCCAUGCUCUGUUUUAGAACCGCCAUUCGACGAUGAUGACAUCAUGCGUGCGUCUUCUGGACAUAUGAAGCCAAACUCCAUAGGAAUUCAAGUGCUAACGAAGUCCAGCUUAAUUGACAAAUCGCCUCACAUAGAAUCCAUUUCUCGAACUUUGAAGUGGGAAGACAUGUACUCGGAGAAUGCAGAUCCAUAUUUGUUUAAACCCUCAUUAGCAUGUGAAGAUAGAGAAGAAGAGGAACAAAAGUGGCUCGGCCUUGUUCGAAGUCUACUCUCGGCAGCUAACAUCGAUGACAGUGUGCAGUGCAACUCAUUUUUCUCAAGAUGGCAUUCACUCGAAAACCCAUUGGAUCCAUCACUGAGAAACAACUUCGCCAACCUAAGCGAUAAAGAACCAGAACAGGAGGCGAAAAGAAGGCAAUCAAGAUCAAACUGGAAGCUCAUCUUUGACAGCGUCAAUGCAGUCUUGAUCGAAAUCACAGGCUUUCGUUCAGACAUGAGCACGAUGGCGACGUCUUCCAACUGUGUUCAUGCUGGUGCUCUCUCACAACCUUUGGUGGACCUUGUGUGGGACAGAUUGAAGGAUUGGCUGUCGUGGGAUACUCAGUGUGUUGGUUGUGAGAUUGGGGACAGUUACAGCCUGGUGGUGGAGAGGGUAGUUGGGAAGGAGGUUGUAGGGAAGGGCUGGACUCAGCAGUUACAAGAGGAAAUGGAUGAUUUAGGGAAGGAAAUAGAAGGGAAAUUGCUGGAACAACUUGUGGAAGAGACAUUGCUUGAUUUGACAGGUGCCUGCCCAUGACCAUCCUUUCUGAUUUAUUCUUCUUAUUAUUAUAUAUUAUAGUUUUUCAUAUACAGCCCCAAAUAAUUUGUGCCAUUUUUCUUUGUGUGCAUUUUACCAUCCUCUCUCUACCGACUCCUCUUCUGCUGUAUAUUUUGGACUGCCCAUUUUCUUUCUAGCUAAUAAGACUAUCAAAUAUCUACCAGCAAUAGAAUCAUUUUCACUCA
Molecule: messenger RNA, 3797 nt
Organism: Cucurbita pepo subsp. pepo (vegetable marrow)
Lineage: Eukaryota; Viridiplantae; Streptophyta; Magnoliopsida; Cucurbitales; Cucurbitaceae
Source: RefSeq, a predicted model, not a curated record